Nicotiana attenuata is the source of this 1518-nucleotide messenger RNA. RefSeq lists its product as uncharacterized. The coding region runs from base 206 to 1198 and encodes 330 amino acids. The transcript has 3 exons. NCBI's taxonomy places the organism in Eukaryota, Viridiplantae, Streptophyta, Magnoliopsida, Solanales, Solanaceae. The record is from RefSeq and is a predicted model, not a curated record.
CCCUCCAACGACUUACCAGCGACGUGUCAACUUCCCGAUAUUUCAAUUUUCACAUCCUCCCUUUCCCUUACCUCGCAUAUCCGAUGACGGCUAGUAAUAGCUUUCGCUGUGCAAUCAUGGACUCUGUAAAUCCUAAGCCUGCUUUCCUACUCCAGUCUGCUCAUUUCUGGUAAGGCCCACCUCGUUUACCUUUCUCUCUCCGACAAUGCUCUGUUCAAUUUCUACCCAGAAAUCCGGUUCCAACUGGCUCGACCGGCUCCGAUCAUCAAAAGGCUUUUCAUUUGCCGAUCACCAGUCUCCUAAUGUAUCCAAUUCUAUUUCUCCCCACACCGAAACUCAGCUAAGAGAUAAUAACAAUAAUAAUGUCGGUUCAGAAUCCAGCUCCGAUCCAAUUCGGUCCGUAGACGAACCUGCCCAAACUCCGGCAGCACCAGGUAACAGUGGAGACAACGAACAACUGUGCAAUGUAGUUACAAAUGUUCUCUCCGAGCUCUUUUGUAUGGGAGAAUCAACUAGUUUCCCUAAAUUUAAUUUCAAAAAGGGGUCACGCAAACAAACGAACCCUAGGUUUUGUGCUUCAUCUGAAAUUAACAAUGCUGCGUCGCCGAUGAGCGAUGACAACAGUCGUGUGGAAAUUAAGGAAUCUCAGGUCAAGCUAUUAGAACAAGGCAGUAAUUUAAACGUAGCUGAAGAGGAGGACAAGUCCCACCCCAAUCUGUUGGGAUUUUCGCGGACGGAAGUUAUGGUGAUAGAUACGAGCUGUGCGCCGUGGAAAUUUGAGAAAUUGCUUUUUAGAAAAAAGAACGUGUGGAAGGUACGUGAUAAGAAGAGUAAGGGAACGAGUGUGGGUAAUAAGAAGAGGAAGAAAGCUGAUGUGGUGAAUGAGGAUGUUGCUGGUGAGAAGAAACAGAAGGUUGUAAGCGGGAAUGAUGGUUGUGGAUCAUCUAAGGACGAAAAGGGGGGAGUAUGCAAGUUUCCGGUCAAUGAAGACCUUUGGUUUAAUGAUAAAUUGGAAGAAACUUGUAUAAGGACAUCUUCUGUUGGCCAGCCUUCCAAAAAGAAACAAGGGAACUUAAAAUUAAAGAAGGCAUCUUCGUCAGUUGUUCUAAUUAAGAGCAUCCCAACAAGUAAGAAAAAUGGAACAGGCAUUGCUAAGAAUAGUCUGAAGCCAUCUCAUCGACAUUACCAGGCUCAAUAAUCAACUAAACACACUUGUGUCACUGUAAAUUUAUUUGUACCUUGCUAUCUGGAGUAAUGUAGCAUGACUUCCAGAAACAAAUAAUCCACUAUAUAAUGUGCAGAAUGGAGCAGGAACAAUUAUGUGAGUACCAGUGCGCAGAGAAAUUGAACAAUUCUUUAUGGCAAUUAUUUAUUGAUGUAACGCCUUGUUCUGCUUACUAGGAUGCAAACAUUCUAGCUAUCAUGUAAAUUGCUUCGUUACUCAAGUCGAAUUAUUUCAGUGUAUUUUCUAAAAAAUAUCAUUUUUUCUGGAGAUGGGAAGCUGCAGAUAAGUGCUAC